Molecule: messenger RNA, 285 nt
Organism: Enterobius vermicularis (human pinworm)
Lineage: Eukaryota; Metazoa; Nematoda; Chromadorea; Rhabditida; Oxyuridae
Source: the annotation of a GenBank genome assembly
AUGCCUGUAGAUUGUUUGCCCAAACAUACGGCAGCGACCGCAACAGCAGCAGAAGCAAUCCCAUUUAAAGGACGAAAAAUGGUUGGACGCUUAGACUGGCAGACAGAGGAGGGCAGAGAAGCAGAGGGGACAGCCGCUUUCAGUUUUUGCGGCGUGAAAUUUUUGUUCUGCCGUUGCUGCUGCGUUACAUGGCGGCGGUUCGAUUUUGUCGCUGGUGAUCGCCUUGGACGCCGUUUUUUGUUGGCACAGCAGUGGUCUGCUGCAUGCGAUCAGCAACAAAAUUAG